Alternaria burnsii is the source of this 2355-nucleotide messenger RNA. RefSeq lists its product as uncharacterized. The transcript is spliced from 3 exons. NCBI's taxonomy places the organism in Eukaryota, Fungi, Ascomycota, Dothideomycetes, Pleosporales, Pleosporaceae. Bases 1 to 2355 code for a protein of 784 amino acids. The record is from RefSeq and is a predicted model, not a curated record.
AUGUCGGAUGACACUUCAUUUAGAUUAGCAAACCUACGUGUCCCCUCGAAGACCAAAGAGCUAUCCUACGCACUCAACUACUACAUUUCCGAGACCAAAGACGUUAUUCGAAAGCCUAUUUAUCUCGGCCUUGCUUCUGCUACCAACGCGCUGGAGGCUUGCACCACCAACCGAUUGUUACGUGACGUAGGGCGCUCCUCAGCUCCCAGCAUAUGUCCAGAAGGCAAUGUUAGACUGCACGAACUAUGCAAAGCCUGUGCAUUGUUCGCCCAACGUUCAGUAGCAUUGAACUGGCUUGAUCGUUCCAACCCUCGUACAGCCUGGCCCCCACGAGGACGUUACCAACUCUGUACUGUAGCUCAUUUACGACGGUUGAAUGGACACUGUCAUCUCUGCACAAUCUGCUACUUCCUUGUUGUGAAAUCAUCUUGGACGCCUGGAGAUCUCUACAACAAUUGGAUCUAUCUCGAAAUUCUGCCUUGGCGGCAGCACUGGCAAGACAGUUCGAUUGUCCUCAAUGCGUCGCUAUAUCCAAGCCGGGGGAUUGUAGGACAAUUCAGCCUAAGUCUGCUCGCAGACAAUGAAGCUGGAAAUUAUGCAGAUGCGCUGGCAAGGGCAUCUCAUGUUCCAAUCUGGUCAAAUGAUAACAUUGAACGCGUGCGAGAAUGGCUCAAGAGUUGCUUGGAAACCCACGGCGCAUGUCGGACACCCAAUAACGAAGCAUUAUCACCUCUGAAAAGACCCAGUAGGAUUCUUGCAGUUAACGACGAUAGGGUGAGGCUUAUUUGCAAUUGGUCUGAAUCCAGCGAUUCCAAGUACCUUGCGUUGAGCCAUAUGUGGGGUACCGAUCCCAAACAGCAGCUGCAACUAGUCUUGUCCCGCCUUGAGGAGUUUCAGGAAAAUAUACCUUGGACGGAACUCCCUUUCAUCUUCAAAGAGGCAAUCAGAAUAGCCCGACAGGUUGGGUACGAUCACAUUUGGAUCGACUCUCUUUGUAUCAUUCAAGACUCGGCGAGUGACUGGGCAGCCGAAGCUGGUAAGAUGGCUCACGUUUACGGGCAUGCGGACUGCACCAUCGCUUAUCUUUUACCCCCACAAGACGUGCUUACCAAACCACGACAAGACCCGAUGGUCUGGACUCCUUGCAUGCUUCGUCAUCCCAGUGUUGCAUCGAGAGGUAUGUAUGUUUGUGCUAAAAGGGAUGAUUGGAACAGUGAUUCGGUUAGGACAGAAUUUGGUAUCGAUUGGCUCUCACCAAAGGACUGGCCACUAUUUACACGAGCCUGGGCAUGCCAGGAGUAUCUACUUAGUCCUCGCAUAUUGUUUGCAGGCCACCGAAACCUCAUGUGGGAGUGCUCAGAAUUACUUUCUGAUGAGCUUCUGGGCCCGAUGGAUGAAAUUACUGGAACCACAGCCUCAAAAACACACUUCUCUGCUGUCAAAUCAGUCACACUCCCAGUAACGAACAUGACUGAACAGCUGGAAUUCGUGCAAAAUUGGGGGAUGCUUGUCCAUCAUUACCGCGCAGGCGUGUUGACACAGCCUAAGGACCGUAUUAUGGCUUUCGCUGGGAUUGCACAAGCUGUUCGUGAUAGCAGUGGAAUGACGUACUUGGCGGGAUCCUGGGCGCAGAUGUUCCCAUUAUCCUUUGCCUGGAGCGUCGCUGCUAGAUCUGACAACACCACGAUGCCAGAAUUGGAACCAGUUGUCGAACCGGUGCCUUCUUGGUCAUGGUUCUCGGUUCCGAUACCCUCACCUGACAAACUUACGUUUCAAGUUGUCGACGAACUGUUAAGAGGAUUACAUUAUGGGGAAGCUGGGAGGAUCGAACCGAUAUAUCAAGCCACCCUGAUUUCAUUCGAGGACCGGUCGCAACAAGACUAUACCGAUGCCUCAACGACCAAAGGCUUCCACAAUUUCACAGGAAUGACCCUAAAUCUUGCCAUCAGGACUUGGACUGGCUUUCUGAAGGACUCCCCGGCCCCCGAUUCACGAUACGGACUGUCGAUGAAAUGCCAGUUGGAAAAACUCAUGGGAAUGCACUAUGGUUAUCUUCAGUGUGAUUUUGACCAUCCCGACACAGUGCACAAUCCCUUCAACAUGGUAAUGACUUUUGGGCUUCUCAUGCAAAUUCGCACAGGGAAACUUCCAGGGCGGGGCGCCCUUGUGCGUGAACCAUUCUUGGUAGGGUUGAUAAUGCAACCAGAGCCCAGUCGCAAAGCUUACAAGCGCAUCGGUCUAUGGAGGCUAUACCUACAACCACAUCUAUGGAAUUGGGAUGCGGAGAAAUUCAACUCGGCCUCGAUUUUUGAUCAACUCGAAGGUGUUCGUUCAGAGCACAUCAGGCUAGUCUGA